CCGACUCCAUAAGGCCUGGGUGGGCUCAAGCCCCCUCAAAAAUAAUUUUGGGGGGCGGAGCCCCCCCAAAAUUUCAAUUGUCUAACUUAAAGAAUCUGUUAAAAGUAUACAGUUGACCGAGUAUCGGAAUUAUUGAAAACAGAAAACAGCGUUUUAAUAACUGUUAAAUAUUCUUGUCAUCCUUAAAAUUUAAAUUAAUCAAUUUCAAUGUUUAGAAAGUAAAGACUGUACUGCACACAGUCUUAAUUUAGCAGUUGAAGACAGUCUUCGGUGCCUGACUUGUAUGAGAGACAUUAUGAACCUUGCAAAGGAUCUAAUUAAUAAUAUUAGAGAAUCCCCAAAAAGGAUGGAACUAUUCAGAAGUGUAAUCAGUGCCAAUGCUACCGUUCUACAUGAUACAUCAGGAAUUCGACCACUUUGCCCAACUCGAUGGACAAUGAGAGCAUCAAGUGUGCAACAAAUCUUGAAGAAUUAUGAAAAUAUUUUGGAGUUGUUUGAAACCAUCUCUUCCUCGGAUAAGAACGAAGCAGGUUAUAAAUGUGCAGGCUUUUUGGAAUCAAUGCUGACUUUCAAGACUUAUUUCCUUUUACAGGUUUAUUGCUAUGUAAUGAACCCAGUUGAAGAGGUAAAUCGCAAAGUUCAAUCACCUGAUUUGAGCGUAACUGAUUUAGAAGAUAUGUUUAUUAACCUAGUCUGUAUUUUGGAAGAAAAGCGUGGAGGGUUUGAGGACUUCUGGAAGUUUUGCCUAUCAGUGAAGCCACCAUCAGUAGCUGAACCGGAACUAGCAAGAAAACGCCGCAUUCCUCAACGGUAUGAAGACAAGGAGGCUGGAGCACCCCACACAUUCAACACACCAGCUGAAUUUUUUAAAAUCAAAUACAUUGAAAUUUGUGAAACUGUGAGGUCUUGUGUUGCCAGCAGAUUUGAUGCAACAGGACUGUCAAAGGUCAUUGCAGUGGAAAGGGAGUGUCUGUCUGUUUUAAACGAAGGACAAAAAAGUGAUAUGACACGCUCUAAAGAGUUUUUUCAAAAUGAUCUGGACACUGACAGAUUAUUCUUACAUUUGUCAAUGUUAAGUGACAUUUCCAAACAAAAGAAGCUGCAACUUCGUACGUUGAAUGAUGUUAAAAAGUACUUUGAACUAGAACCCAGUGUGAAGGAAAUGUUACCAGAACUUGUGAAAGGCUUGAAACUGCUUCAAGUUGUGCCGGUGACGUCAGCAACUAACGAACGUUCAUUUAGUGCCCUGCGCCGCCUCAAAACCUACCUUAGAGCUACAAUGGGACAGAAAAGACUCAACAACUUAGCGAUAACUCAUGCUCAUCAAGAUAUUUUGGAAGAAAUAGACAUUUGUCAAGUCAUCAACGAGUUCAUUAAAAGGAAUCCAGUCAGAAGAUCCAGUUUUGCACUCUUCUAAGGACAAACUGUUCUGUUUUCUCUUCUAAGGAUAAAAGUUUCAGGUUAAGCCUCAAAUUCUGUUUACUUUACAUUCUGAUGUCAAUUUUUCAUGUCAUGUUUUUUAAAGACAGUUUUCAGCAAUUCUUUAUCUCAGAAUUCUGUUAUUUAGGCUACAAUAAUUUCAUUCAAUACUACUUAAAUUAUUUUUUAAAGAGGUUGGCUGUAUUUUAAACACAAAUACAAAAACACACAUACAUUUAAAAUACAAGAACUUUAUUUUUGAUUGAAACUUAUGUAACCUUUACCUAAAAUAAAUAGAAUAUUCUUGAUUGGAACUUAUGUAACCUUUACCUAAAAUAAAUAGCUUUUGAACCUCUUAGUAACAGUCAGUUUUGUUACCUAUUUUUUCAUCCAUACUUGAUUUUCUAACUUUGAAUUCUAAGCAAAUUAUCCUAUUAAAGAGCUAAGUUGAGAACAAAAUUUUUCAAUAGGCCUAGGUUUCAUAACAGGCGAUGGACCUAUUUAUUAAAACUUAUACAUGAAGUUGAUUGGUUUACUGUUAAUUACACUUUUAAUGUUGUUAUAAAAGAACAAAAACAAUGAGCAAUCUUCACUUAAAAAGUUGAAAAAAUACUUCAAACAAAUUUUAUACGCUCAAUAAAAAGCAAUUUUUUAUUUUAUUUUAGUCAAAACUUGAUUGUUACUCAUCAUCCAAACAAAUUGUAUUGUGUUUUGAGGUUUUUUUCCCUGGUUUAUUAAUACUGUGUAAGUAAAAAGAUAGCCUAAAAAUGCUUCUGAGCAC
This is a messenger RNA of Nilaparvata lugens (brown planthopper), 2200 nucleotides long. RefSeq names its product zinc finger MYM-type protein 1-like. NCBI's taxonomy places the organism in Eukaryota, Metazoa, Arthropoda, Insecta, Hemiptera, Delphacidae. The record is from RefSeq and is a predicted model, not a curated record. The transcript is spliced from 2 exons. Gene Ontology annotation, molecular function: protein dimerization activity. Bases 284 to 1417 code for a protein of 377 amino acids.